Boleophthalmus pectinirostris (great blue-spotted mudskipper) is the source of this 1846-nucleotide messenger RNA. It is a transcript of the gene cfap36, whose product is annotated as cilia and flagella associated protein 36. The coding region runs from base 217 to 1323 and encodes 368 amino acids. NCBI's taxonomy places the organism in Eukaryota, Metazoa, Chordata, Actinopteri, Gobiiformes, Gobiidae. Gene Ontology annotation, cellular component: ciliary base; axoneme. The transcript has 10 exons. The record is from RefSeq and is a predicted model, not a curated record.
ACUCCUGAGUGCGCACUUUUGACCGAUCAGCUAUUGUCCUCGAAAAGACUUUGGGCCACAGACACUAACUAUGGACUAACUACUCUGUGCGGACGAAUCAGGAGUGAUUUUACAUAUUUGUGCAAGAUGAGGCGUCGCGCUCGGACAAGACUGGACACGACGGAUUGAAAAACACGGCCGUGUGGGCGCUGUUGUUGUUAUCCUCCAGCAGCCAACAUGGCUGAGGAUGACAGCGAGUGGGUUUUGGAGAGCAUCGUCGGCUACCUGGGAAGCCCCGAGUGGGUCAUUCCUGUCACUGACUUUAUGGAAAACAAAUGCACAGUUUUUGAUGACGAAGAAGAAAAUAAAUUGUCAUACACUGAAAUCCAUCAGCAAUAUAAAAACCUUGUGGAGAAGUUGUUAGAGAAUUAUAUGCAGGAAGUAGGAAUUAAUGAACAGCAGUUUUUGGAUGCAUGUACCUCCCCAUUUGCCAAGUCCAAAACUUUGCAGAUAGUGUUUCAACCUGUUUUGGCAACUGAUGACUUCCAGAUGUUCCGAUCACUUAUGGUGCAGAAAAACAUGGAACUUCAGCUCCAGGCUCUGAGGGUUAUGAAGGAGAGGAAUGGGGAGCUUCCUGAAUGUCUGACACAUGGGGCAGAUGUGAUGAGUGAACUGCAGCAGCAGGAGAUGAAGAUUCUUCACCAGGUUCUACAGAAGUCAAAGGAGGAGUAUGAGGAGGAGAUGUCCUUUAGGAUGCUGUUAGAUGAAGAGAAUGGUUCCACAUCCAGCAGCAGCUCAGAUAAACCACCGAGAGAGAGCAGUGAAGUAAAGGAGGCCUCCACUUCCAGCCAACAAGAAACUUCUGCCAAGGUCAGUAGCAGAACGGUCUCAUUUGAGGACAGCAAAAUGGCAGGUCAAGAAACAGCAGCAGAGAUGUCUUCAUCAAAGCACACUUUAGGAUCUACAAAUGGUGUGGAUCCAAUUGUCCUUCCAGCAGUAAGGCCACCAGUGAAGUCCAGUGCAUGCCCAGCCAGUGUCAGUCCCACCUCCAAGGAGUUGGAAGAGGUGCGGUUGGAGGCUGGUCUCUCUAAGCCAUAUACUGAGCUGCCAGAGUCAGAGCAGGAACAGCUUCAGCAAAGAGCCACAUAUCUCCGUCAACAGAGAGACAAACUCCAUGCUCUGAAAAAGGAGCAGCAGAAAAACAGACACAGUCCACCAGAGGAGGUGCCAUCGAGCCCAACAGCAGCACCCACUGCUCCGGAGAUCUCUGCAGAGGAGAAAAAGAGGCUACAGAAACGAAAACACCUAGCGGAAAAGUUGAAAGAAGAGGUAAUCAAAAAAUAAUGACCUUACUGCAAUAUUUAACAAUCAAGUAUCCUCCAGCCGUCCUCCACUGUAAAGUCACACAAGGCUUCCUGUACACCACCAACUCCUGACAUUUUGUGGACACAAAUACUGUAAAUCUUCUAAUAAAUCUUCACAAUGCAAAGGUGCAAGUAAUCAUUGCACUGCACAUGCCACAUGGAGUAUUUUGGACUGAUCUAUAAGUGCAUUACCUGGUAGAACAUGGAUGUCACCAGAUGAGAAGCCGAAGCACCAAGUAAAUACCACAUUCCUCAUACUUUUAGAUUUAUGCAUCAUGACAUUUGCAGUUUCUUAUAAUGCACAUUUGUUUUGUUAAGUCGUCCAAUUGCAGUUUUUCUUUUGUUAUGCAGUAAAGUGUCAACUUUUGUAGUAAUGUCUUUUUGUGUGCAUCUUGGCUGAAAAACGUCUUUUGCAUAUUAGUGUUGAAAAAGUUUUGGUGGGAACAAAAAUUCACUUUAAUCAUCUCAGUAUCUGUAAUACUGUGUACACUGAGUGGCAUAUA